CCGCUCGCUCGCUCCGCGCUCUCUCGCGCUCUCUCGCUCACACACGCGCGCACUCGCCGCCGCGGCUCCCGCUCUCGCGCCCGCUCUCCCUCCGGCUCCUCCGGGCGCCGCCGGGCUCCGGACUCGCCCGCCGCCGGCGCCGGGGCCCCCGCCCCACGCAGCGCCCCGAGGCGGCAGGACGGGGGAGCCCCGGGCCGCUCCCCGAGGCUCCUGGACCCGACGGCGCCUCGUCCUCUAAGGAUCCUCGGAUCUGUGGGCCCCAGCCAGCACCCCUCUGCGCAAGGAGCAUGGCGCACCCCAGACUCGGAAGCUGCGGAGGCGCUGCCUGGUGACCCCGCCUCGGAGGCUCCAGGGGGGCGCGGGCGGGACCCUGGGGACCGUCCAUGCCCAGGGUGCGGCCGCGCCCCCUCCCCCUCCAGCCAGGCGCCCCCGCUGCUGGGUGGCGUUCAGGGGUGCCGGCCAGUCCGGGUGCCUCGCUGAGGCCACCAUGUGAUGUGGCCCCGCUUGGUGGUGCCACCCGAGCUGCGUCCCUCUGGUCGUCCAUGCUCCUGGGCCCCCGCGCAGGCUAAGGAUGAGGCCGCGUCCCCAUCGGGCACUGGCGGGAGCUGCGCUGUCGCCCGCGCUGCUGCUGUUGCUGCUCCUGCUGCCACCGCCGCCACCGCUGCUGGGACGCCUGUGGGCGGCGGGCACGCCAGCGCCAGCCGCGCCUGAAGCUCCGCAGGAAGGUGCACUGGGCACUGGCCGCGUGAAGCGCGGCUGGGUUUGGAACCAGUUCUUCGUGGUGGAGGAGUACACGGGCACGGAGCCCCUCUAUGUGGGCAAGAUCCACUCGGACUCCGACGAGGGUGACGGGGCCAUCAAGUACACCAUCUCGGGUGAGGGCGCAGGCACCAUCUUCCUGAUCGAUGAGCUGACAGGUGACAUCCAUGCCAUGGAGCGGUUGGACCGUGAGCAGAAAACCUUCUAUACGCUGCGGGCCCAGGCUCGGGACCGCGCCACCAACCGCCUGCUGGAGCCCGAGUCGGAGUUCAUCAUCAAGGUGCAGGACAUCAACGACAGCGAGCCCCGCUUCCUGCAUGGCCCCUACAUUGGCAGUGUGGCCGAGCUGUCCCCCACAGGCACAUCGGUGAUGCAGGUGAUGGCCUCGGAUGCGGAUGACCCGACGUAUGGCAGCAGUGCUCGGCUGGUGUACAGCGUGCUGGAUGGAGAGCACCACUUCACGGUGGACCCCAAGACCGGCGUGAUCCGGACUGCGGUGCCUGACCUCGACCGCGAGAGCCAGGAGCGCUACGAGGUGGUGAUCCAGGCCACAGACAUGGCAGGCCAGCUGGGCGGCCUCUCGGGCUCCACCACCGUCACCAUCGUGGUCACCGACGUUAAUGACAACCCGCCCCGUUUCCCGCAGAAGAUGUACCAGUUCAGCAUUAAGGAGUCGGCCCCCAUCGGCACAGCUGUGGGACGCGUGAAGGCCGAGGACUCGGACGUGGGUGAGAACACGGACAUGACUUACCAUCUCAAAGAGGAGAGUGGCACCGGUGGCCAUGUGUUCAAGGUCACCACGGACAGCGACACUCAGGAGGCCAUCAUCGUAGUGCAGAAGCGCCUGGACUUCGAGUCCCAGCCGGUGCACACGGUGGUCCUGGAGGCCCUCAACAAGUUCGUGGACCCCCGCUUCGCUGACCUGGGCACAUUCCGCGACCAGGCGAUCGUGCGCGUGACGGUGACCGAUGUGGACGAGCCCCCCGAGUUCCGGCCGCCCUCCGGCCUCCUGGAGGUGCAGGAGGACGCGCAGGUGGGCUCCCUGGUCGGCGUGGUGACUGCGCGGGACCCCGACGCCGCCAACCGGCCCGUCCGGUAUGCCAUUGACCGAGAAUCGGAUUUGGACCAGAUCUUCGACAUCGAUGCGGACACAGGUGCCAUCGUGACGGGCAAGGGACUGGACCGUGAGACCGCCGGCUGGCACAACAUCACGGUGCUGGCCAUGGAGGCAGACAAUCAUGCCCAGCUCUCCCGGGCAUCCCUAAGGAUCCGAAUCCUGGACGUGAACGACAAUCCCCCAGAACUGGCCACUCCCUACGAGGCAGCCGUGUGUGAGGACGCCAAGCCAGGCCAGCUCAUCCAGACCAUCAGCGUGGUGGACAGAGACGAGCCCCAGGGCGGGCACCGCUUCUAUUUCCGCCUGGUGCCUGAAGCUCCCAGCAACCCUCACUUCUCUCUGCUCGACAUUCAAGACAACACGGCCGCAGUGCACACGCAGCACCUGGGCUUCAACCGGCAGGAGCAGGACGUGUUCUUCCUGCCCAUCCUGGUGGUGGACAGCGGGCCGCCCACGCUCAGCAGCACGGGCACGCUCACCAUCCGCAUCUGCGGCUGCGACAGCUCCGGCGCCAUCCAGUCCUGCAACACCACGGCCUUCGUCAUGGCCGCCUCCCUCAGCCCUGGUGCCCUCAUCGCCCUGCUGGUCUGCGUCCUCAUUCUAGUCGUGCUGGUGCUGCUGAUCCUCACCCUCAGGCGCCACCACAAGAGCCACCUGAGCUCCGAGGAGGACGAGGACAUGCGGGACAAUGUCAUCAAAUACAACGACGAGGGUGGCGGCGAGCAGGACACCGAGGCCUACGACAUGUCGGCGCUGCGGAGCCUGUACGACUUUGGCGAGCUCAAGGGCGGCGGCGACGGGGGCGGCGGCCCGAACGGGGGCAGCCCCGCGCCCGGCCUGCCCUCCGAGCGCCACGCGCUCCCGCAGGAGCCGCCGAGCCCGCCGCCGGACUUCUCGGUGUUCAGGGACUUCAUCGGCCGCAAGGUGGCGCUGGCGGACGGGGACCUGUCGGUGCCGCCCUACGACGCCUUCCAGACCUACGCCUUCGAGGGCGCGGACUCGCCCGCCGGCUCGCUCAGCUCGCUGCACAGCGGCUCCUCGGGCUCCGAGCAGGACUUCGCCUAUCUCCGCAGCUGGGGCCCGCGCUUCCGGCCCCUGGCGGCGCUCUACGCCGGCCACCGCGCGGACGACCAGGCCCCGGCCUCCUAGCCCCUUCCACCUUCCGUGGCCGCGGCUGCGUGCCCCGCCCAGGACCCCACUGGGCCCGAGGACACAGCAAUUCCCUGCCUCGCCCUCUUCCCCAGCCCUCCCAGGGCGGCCGGACGGGAGGGGCUUGUUGGGGGCUGAUUCCCAAAGCCCCGGCAAGGGGCGUCGGGGUGCAGCUUUCGGCCCAGAGGUGCGAGAAUUAUGAUCAACGUUAUUAAAACUGCCGCGAGACCAGGCACUGCGUGGAUCUGGGGUUAGGAAGGGAGAUCGGGGUGUCAUUGCUGCGAGAAGGGGCGGGUUACUCACUCCUGGCUUGGGGGAAAACCCUGGGGGAGGACGCUGCCAGGUGCCCCCCACAGGUUUCCCCCAUAAGAGUUCAAAGGAAAGAAGGGCUGUUCAUUUACUAAGCGCCUACUGUGUGCUGGGAUACUGGAGAGUCUAUCUUAGUCGUCACAGAGACCAUGAGGUGGGACCCCGCGGGGAACAGCUGGAGAAAGCCACCCGGCACAGUGGCAGUGAGCUGUCCAAAGACACCCGGUCCCUGAACAGUGGGGCCCUUGGUACUUGCCAGCUGCCUGGCCUCUGCAAGUGGCCCCGCUUCUCUGGACCACAGUUUCUAACUGUCAACUGAGGCUAAUAACAGAACCUACCCGGAAGAGUUGUGAAGAUAAAAGGGUUCAGAAGUCAAGGGGUUAGGACAGUGCCUGGCACAUAGUAGGUGUUCAAUAAAUGUUAGCCUUUGAUACUA
Myotis daubentonii (Daubenton's bat) is the source of this 3770-nucleotide messenger RNA. RefSeq names its product cadherin 22 (gene CDH22). Gene Ontology annotation, cellular component: plasma membrane; catenin complex; adherens junction. NCBI's taxonomy places the organism in Eukaryota, Metazoa, Chordata, Mammalia, Chiroptera, Vespertilionidae. Gene Ontology annotation, biological process: calcium-dependent cell-cell adhesion; homophilic cell-cell adhesion; multicellular organism development. The record is from RefSeq and is a predicted model, not a curated record. Gene Ontology annotation, molecular function: cadherin binding; beta-catenin binding; calcium ion binding.